Molecule: messenger RNA, 4528 nt
Organism: Siniperca chuatsi (mandarin fish)
Lineage: Eukaryota; Metazoa; Chordata; Actinopteri; Centrarchiformes; Sinipercidae
Product: histone H2B 1/2-like
Exons: 1
Coding region: 41-412 (123 amino acids)
Cellular component (GO): nucleosome
Molecular function (GO): structural constituent of chromatin; protein heterodimerization activity; DNA binding
Source: RefSeq, a predicted model, not a curated record
CAGGGAUCAUUCGUUGAAGUAAAUUCCUACGAAGUUAACGAUGCCUGAUCCAGUGAAAGCACCGAAGAAGGGCUCAAAGAAAGCCGUCUCUAAGAGCGUCACCAAGACCGGCAAGAAGAAGAGAAAGACCAGGAAGGAGAGCUACGCCAUCUACGUGUACAAGGUGCUGAAGCAGGUCCACCCCGACACCGGCAUCUCCUCCAAGGCCAUGCUGAUCAUGAACUCCUUUGUGAGCGACAUCUUCGAGCGCAUCGCCGGUGAGUCCUCCCGCCUGGCUCACUACAACAAGCGCUCCACCAUCACCUCCAGGGAGAUCCAGACCGCCGUCCGCCUGCUGCUGCCCGGGGAGCUGGCCAAGCACGCCGUAUCUGAGGGCACCAAGGCCGUCACCAAGUACACCAGCUCCAAGUAAACCCGCUGUUCAUCCCAACAACACAAAGGCCCUUUUCAGGGCCGCCCACUGCCUCAACUAAGAGCUGAUUUCCUGCUAAAUGUUACUUAACUCAGUUUUCACUUUAUACAACUUAAUAUCAUGUCUUUUAUAUACCAGCAUUAUUUAUGAAAAGUAAUGUUUGUUCAUAUUGCAUAACUGAAAGUUUACAGAAACAGACAUGGUGUAAUUAUAACAGUAAAGAUAACAUGAGCUGACAACUAACUUAUACACUACUUAUUCUGACAUAACUUUUAUCAGUUGUAGGUACUUAUCUCGGAUUUGUAUUAAAGAAAUGUAAUGAGUCGUCGUAGAUCUUCUACAGGUGUAUGAAUGUGGUAAGUGUCACAUCUUGAAGCUCAGGCUCAACCCCCCCAGUCGCGUGACAGGUGGAGAUGUUGUCCACUAUACUAAGGAGGAGAGGUGUGAAAUGUCAUGUGAGCACAUCCAACCAAUGACUGUUGUGUUGUACAUGUCAGAUAAUAACAUUGCUAUGGUUUUUAAGUUGUAUCUCAGGUGCUCUUUAUUCAUAACUCACACAAGUUCAAGUUUCAACAAGUUCAAUACAAAAGCACAACAUAGAUACCUUAGUAAAUAUCAUACAUGAAUAUUAUAGAUAAUACAAAGCACAAUACAAAAGUGUUUGCUAAUGUGGGGAGCCAAGCAAUAAAGUGCAAAGAGAGAUAAGAACUUAGUCCAGUAUGUUCCAGGGAAGUAAUAGUCUUUUAUCAAUAGUUCUCCUUCUCCGGAGGUCACCCAGUACAUGUUUCACAACCAUGUCGCUGUCAAUGACAGUCUUAUUUAAAACCAUGGUACAUCUGGUUCUCCAAAGUUUCACGCACACAUUACAGACACUGAGCUGGAACAAUUAUUUUUGUUUCGGAGGCAUUUUCUCUUGAAGGAGUCCAUACAUGAUGGAGUUGUAGUGUAGUAGACAUCCUGUUCACUACUCAGACUGUAUAUGGGCCUGCGUGAAGGAGAGCCCAACUUCAUCUGAAGUCCUGCACAUAUAAACUUUGCAACUUAUACUCACACUACUAUCCUGCUGUUAACCAUAUUGGCUUUAUAUAUUAUAUCACAUCAUUCCCAUACUGUUCCUAUACCUAUAUAUACAUGUUAUAAUAAGUAUUGGACAUCUGGGACAGAACAUGAGGGCUUGACUUCAUUUUGUGCAACAACAGAGUAUUUUAUUACAAUGUAAAAUAUAUUACCUGUAUCACAAACAGGAAGCCUACAGAGAGAGAGGUUUCCACACAAACUGAAGCUGAUUACAGAGAGAUGUCAUCAUCACUGUGUGUAGCAGAAGGCAGAAACAUUCAUUAUUAUUAUCUACAAUAACAGGAUUACAAAAUACUAGUUAGUACAAUUGGUUCCUAUUGUGUGUUGUAAUUAUAUUUGUCUUAUUAUUUUGUUUUGCUAUACAGAAUAUAAAGCCAGCAGGUGUGUUAUUGGAUUAUAUCAAUAAAUCGGAAAGUGGAUUUUGAACCUGAGUUUGAUCAUUAUUACUUGUUGCUGAGCUUGUCUGCCAUCAAGUUGCUAAAGAGACAGCUCUCCCUAAGGCCGACCCAAGAAAACCCAGAUCUCAAGAAACAAGAUAACAGAUCUGUUGACAUAUAAAGUCAUUGUCAUAUUUCCUUUGUGACACAGUAAGAUAUUAAUGUUCCAUAAAUACAAAUUCCUCUAUAUUAUAUUUAAAAUGGACUGCAUGUAGUGACUGAUGUUAAAACGCCUCUGAGGGGAGCAUCAGCUGAAGUUAUUUCACAGGUAAAGAGGAAGAGUCUGGAAAACACGUCUGCCUCUGUAGCAUUUCUUUUUCAUUUAUAUCAAAGCAAAGUGCUUUGUCCAGGAGUGACCUUUCGACUUUUGUUGUUAUUUGAAGAAGUAAAUGGACUCCCUAUCUUUCCUCUUGUUGGACACUGUAAUAUACAGAUAGAUUUCAGUCAAUGAUAAAUCAUAAUUAUUGAAUAAUAAUUUAACUAUGAAAUACAUAACAUGGGUUAAAACCUCAAGUUAAAACCAUACUAAUGCUAUUUACAAAUUAUUUAUUUUUGUUUUAAAGUUAUACCAAAAUAGAGGCAUCAGACGAGGUUUGUUUUAUGAACACCAACAUUGAUUCCACUGAAAAUAUUUAGAUUGUAUUUAGUUCAAUAAUGUUUAAAGAUUUUACCGCUACUAAGAAUUUACAUUCUGAUGUCUAAAGCAGAUUUGUAGUCGUUUCAUAAAUUCCUCACAAUGUAUUCAGCAGCUCGGCCAAGGCUGUAAACUGAGGAGUAUCUUUAAAAGUCAUGCAACCCCACAAUAUAUUCGAAAACAACUCAAAGUCUAUAAAAUCACAUUAAUUUUUAAUAUUGUUCCAUGUUUAAUUAGAUCACACAUAGUUAAGUUUAAUGAGUCUAAAAAUAUAUCUGCCUUUAGAGAAACCCAUUAUGUGUAACUAUAAAUAAAACCCUCGGGUCUGUAAAGUACCAAAUAAAAUACAAAGCAGAUGAUAAAACCUCUGUGUCCUCAGUGAUAGCUAAAGGACCUGAGUUCAGCUGAGAAGAAUUACUUAGAACAUAUUUUAAAUCACGUUUAAAUAUACAAUACUAUAUAAUGUAUUAUAAUAUAUGUAUUGACUCCUGGGACUGAGGAUCAAAUCAUGUAACAGACAGAAAGCAGGUCUGAACACAAACUGAAGCUGAUUAAAGUGAUUUCAGUAAGUCAGGUCUCUGUACAGCAGAAGCAAUAUUUACUUUCUGCUGUAAGUCCCGUCAUGUUAAACACUUAGUGGAGACGGGAAGUCUCUUCCAGCGGAUCCAUCUGUGACAGGAGUAACCGCCCCGAGCCACCUACAGCAACCGUGUGUUUACGUCCACAGAAAACCUCUCAGAUUGAAACGAAAUAAAUCGCCUUAGUGCAGCGAUUUCAGUUUUAUUCUAUCCUCACACGUCUCUGCUUGGUGGAAAACCACAGUCCCAUUUAAUACAUCUGACUUUUAGCCAUUUUUAGAGACGAAAUGUGAAGAAAACUCGCAGCGAGCUGUACAAAGUGACGGUGUAUUAGAGAGGUUUGAAGCCUCCUGGAGUUAAAUAAAGGAGUCCUCGUCGCCAAACGCGACCUCAGUGUGAAGGGAAGAGCGAUCUCUCACUGAUACAAUAACAAGUGUUGUCUAAAACGUUUGUCUUGUGCGGAUUUUAUCCCCAAAAUGUGGAAGAGAAAACACAAGUGUCGCCACAUUUCAGCAGGCGGCCGAGCGGCUGAGCGCGUUGCCUCUCCACGGUUCUCAUGUGCUUUAUAAGUCCCGCCUCCUGCUCUGAGCUCGGACACGUUCAGACGAACACAGCAGAGCGCAGACACGCAGAGAUGGCAGAAGAAGUUCCAGCAGCGGCCCCGGUGAAAGCCCCGGCGAAAGCCCCGAAGAAGAAGGCGGCUCCCCGCCCCAAGAAGGAUGGCCCCACCCUCCCGAAGCUGAUCCUCAGCGCCGUGGCUGAGUCCAAGGAGCGCAAGGGGAUGUCGCUGGCGGCCAUCAAGAAGGUCCUGGCCGCCAAAGGCGUCGAUGUGACCAAGUCCAACAAGCGCAUCAACACCGCCGUGACCAAACUGGUGACCGGAGGAACCCUGAGCCAGACCAAAGGGAUCGGGGCGUCCGGCUCCUUCAAGCUCGCCAAGAAGGAGCCCAAAGCCGCCAAACCUGCCAAGAAGGUGGCGGAGAAGAAGAAGGCUCCCGUCAAAGCCAAGAAGCCCGCAGCCAAGAAAACCGCGGCCAAGAAGCCGGCAGCCAAGAAGCCAGCAGCCAAGAAAGCAGCAGCAGCGGCAGCCAAGAAGUCCCCGAAGAAGGCAGCGGUGAAGAAAGCCGUCAAGAAGCCGGCAGCGAAGAAGACUCCCAAGAAGACCCCCGUCAAAAAGGCCAAGCCCGCUGCCAAGAAGCCCGCUGCCAAGAAAGCUCCCGUAAAGAAAGCCGCAGCCAAGAAGUCCAAGAAGUGAAGCGGCUCCGGCUCAUCCAGCACUCAGUGCACCAAAGGUUCUUUUAAGAGCCACCACAGCUUCCACUAAAGAGCUGCUCCUGCAUCAUGUCCGUCUUCAGCUGCCAUGUUCCACCAUGAUUAUGGUGGACACAAA